UCGGACGCUCGUGCCAACUCCAACUCCAACUCCACCUCCUCAUUCCUUGUUUGUAGCUCCACCACCCGUCUCCUAUUUUUCUAACACGCAUUCCCACCCAUCACGACCCUUCUGCAGGGACUCCCAGCUCACGACUCCCACGGUCACCGCCUCCAGAUCCGUCAACCGAAAUCCCACCCCAUUUUAUAUAUCCACCUCCAAAUCCAAAAUCCUCACCAUUAGAACAGAAGAGAAGUGGUGUUGGAAUAGGAAAAAAGCCAAGAAAACAAACAUGAUCAAUGGCUAUUCCAAGAUCAGUGGUAGUGCCAACAUCACAUCCAAGUCAAGAUCUAUGGACUUCUCAGACCUCACCUUCUGUUCUCCACCACAAGCCCAUGAGGCCCCCCAAAGCCCCACCUCCAAGCCUCCACAGAGAGAAGGUAAGAACAAGAUCAAUGAUGACUCCACAUGGUCAGAGGUGGAGGGUGGUGGUGGUGAUGGGGAGAGGUUUGGGGUGAUCCUUAGCAGGAGCUGCUCCUCUGCUUCUCAGAGGUUCAAGGCCUCUGAGAGGAGCCAUGGGAGGGCCUCACUGCAGGCAGCAGUCAGGAGGGCUUUCUCCAUGAGGAAGGCCUCAGAAGGCUAUUGGAGGAUCCAUGACACCUGUGAUGGGGAUGGGAAUGGGGAAUUGGUAGAGGAGGAGGAGGAGGAGGAAGAGCAGCAGCAGCACCACCAGAGGAGGUCCCAAAGGAAGAAAAUAGGGAAGUUUAGAAGGGCAUGUAAGAAGCUCUUUGGGUUUUAGAUUAUUUGUUUAGAGGAGAUUGCUCCCUUUUGCUAUAUAUUGUACCUUUUCUUCUUCUUAUUUUCCUUUUGGUUAUCGGGUGUUCAAUUUUCUUCUCUCUUUUUCUUCUUUUUCUCAAUCAAAUGGGUGUCUAUGAUGGUGUUAUGUUAAAUUUCUCAAGUGGAGGAUGUAGGCCUACUUUACUGAUUUCUCUCUUUAAUUUUUAAUCAAAUGAUCAUCAAGAGAUCUAUUCUCUC
This is a messenger RNA of Elaeis guineensis (African oil palm), 1014 nucleotides long. RefSeq lists its product as uncharacterized. NCBI's taxonomy places the organism in Eukaryota, Viridiplantae, Streptophyta, Magnoliopsida, Arecales, Arecaceae. The record is from RefSeq and is a predicted model, not a curated record.